AUGGUCCAGGGUAAGAAGGCCAACGAAAUGUCGAACGGCACAAACAAGUAUCAACAGCCCAACAUGGCCUUUCAGCGAAACAAUUUACCAGAUUCUCGUGGAGGUAGCGCGGGCAAGAGUGAUGGAAAGCCACAGAAUGGCAAUGCCAGUUUCUUCCGCACAGAUGCUGCGAUCUCUGGUGCCAAAACCCAAGGCGAGCGGCCGCUUCAGAGAUGGGUAGACGAUGGCCCUGCACCUGUCGAUGCUUCUUUGGAAUCUGGACGAAAUUCGAAGUCUACAGGAGCCUGGGACCAAUUCGCCGAGAACGAACGCCGCUUCGGGCUGAAGACCGACUAUGAUGAAAACAUCUACACAAUGCCCAUCAACAAGAACGACCCCCAAUACAAGCAAAAAGCAGCUGCGGCUGAUAAGAUUGCAAGAGAAAUUGAGCAUAAUGUACCUACCAAUCCGCAUGUGGCAGAAGAGCGCAUUAUAGAUAAUGUGGGAGGAGAUGAUGGUGUUGAUGAAGAAGAGAAGUACAGUGGUGUCCGCCGUCAACAAGAGUUCCCACCUCUGGGCUCAGUGAACAACAACAAAUACACACCCCCAGCGAGACGAGCUCCUACUGGACAAGCCACUGUCAGUGGUGCACCGGUCGAUCCGGCCAUCAUAUCUUCACAGCUUGCCCGUCCCGAUAAGCCAGCAGCUGAACGCCCAAAGCCCGCUGUGGCUGCCAAGGCAUCAAAGCCAGAGUUAGCUACCCCUCCUACUACAACCGAAUCCAGCUUUGCUGCUACCCCAGAGACGAAAGCUACACUCACCACAACACCAUCCUCCUCUAGUCGUACCGCAUCUCCUCAGGUCAAACCUGAAGGUGUUCCGAAUGCUACCGCGACCGUUGAGCGCGACGUUACAAACGCCUUCAAGACUUUCGCGACUCGGGAGAGGAGAGUCGUUGAGAACGCUCGCAUGACGAAGGCGAAAAAUGAUAAGGAAAUCAAGUUGAAUGACUUGAAGAAGUUCGCAAACAACUUCAAGCUCCAUACGCCAGUUCCAUCUGACCUUGUCCCGAUCAUUGCGAAGGAUCCUGCAAAGCAAAAAGAGAUUCAAGAAAAGGCCAGGCGUAAUGCUGAAGAAUCGUCGAAGACACAUGCCCCCGAGGCCGCCAAACCUAUCGCAGCUGUCCCAGAUGCUACUAAGCCCGCGCAGCGUCCAGCACCAGCUCCACACGGCACAUCUCCUGCAAACACCUCCAACCGCCAGAACCCUGGACGCAAUUCUGCUUUUGUGCAAGGCCCAUACAACCCAAACCAGCCCUUCAACAACAGGGGAUCUAACCAGACCUCGCAGCCGCAGCCGGCACAAACAAACCGCCCAGCUCCAAAUCUUGGCGCCCGUUUGAGGAAUCAGGAGCAGAACAAGCAUAGCCAGAUACCAGUGAAUCCAAUUCCAGUUCAUGAAACGCGUCUUCCACCCACUGGUCCUGCCAAUAUUGUCGACCCUAACUUCUCACGGCGAUCUAGUGGCGUGGCAAGUGUAGGACCAGCUGCCAGGCUGAACCCAAACAGCAUCGAGUUCCGCCCAAGUCCAAAUGCUCCAUCAUUCAGCCCGAACGGUAAUCCCAGCACUGGUUCAAGCCCCAGAUCGGCUCUCAACACUACUGCUCCCACCCCAGUUACUCGCUCAUUGCUUAAACGCAAGCCUAUUCCGGAAUCAGAGCGCCCAUCUAUCAAGGGCAAGUUCAAUGCCUUGGAGAAUAUCAAGACGUUCAAGCCAGGUCAAGGAAAGGACUGGAAGCCAACUGGAGGCAUCAAGCCCGCUUACGAUACUCCCCCCAUCUUCAGACAGGUUGCGGACGAGGAGAAAGCAGAUUCUACGAUCCACAUGACCUAUGCCAAGACAUUUGAGAUGGCACACUUCCCGCCACAGACCAUGUCUCCCCCAAAUCCUACCCACGCCAUUCCCCAGGUUCCACACCAACAUCAAUUGCCGUUUCAUCUACAACAAGGUGUGCAUAACAAUAUGGCUUCAAGACAGUCUCCUCGCCAGCCACCGAUGAAUCUUCACGGCAAUCAGCAUGCCCAUGGACCCACUCCACCAUUCAAUGGCCACGACGAGCACCGUAUGAUGCCAUCACAUUCAGCUCAAUCCUAUGCAUCUCCUCGACUUCAGAAUGUCCCAAUGGCAUAUCCAUCGCCGAUGAAUCAGAACGCACAAUUAGCCUUUCCUCCCCAGAUGAUGCAAUAUUCUGGGGCACCACCAAUGCAACCACAGCUUCGCUCGUUCUCCCAGAGUCAUCAGUUCAUGCCUCAGCAGGGGCAAAUGGGCCCAAUCAUGAUGCCAAAUCCCGCCGGCUCAUUCUUGACUUCCCAAGGCAUGGCCCCUGGGCCCCAGAUGAUGUACCAACAGGGAGGACAAGGCCCUUUUAUGCCACCUCAUAACGGCCCACCCGCCAUGCCAGCCAAUGGUUUCCCAAGCCCAGGACGAGGUGCACCAAUGAUGAUGAAUCAGGGUUCUCAGCAAGGCCAUCAGCAGCCCAUGUACGGGAUGAAUCCUGGUAUGAGCCCAGGACCGCAGUAUGUCGCACCCAUGUACCCUCAGCAACCACCUGGACAAAUGCCCAUGCGCGGGUAUGGCGGACCUAAUCAGUUUGGAACGAGUCCUCAGCAGAUGCAUCAAUAUGGACCUCAACAACAUCGAAACAAUCAUCCGAAUGGUAAUUACAACGGUAAUAAGAAUUUCCAGCAACAUGGUCAGCAUCCUAAUGGACCGGCAAGCAACCAAAUUCCCACCGGACCCCAAGUACGACCGUCGGAAGGCAGCGACGAAACAAAAUGA
Hyaloscypha bicolor E is the source of this 2817-nucleotide messenger RNA. RefSeq lists its product as uncharacterized. Gene Ontology annotation, cellular component: cytoplasmic stress granule. The transcript is spliced from 4 exons. NCBI's taxonomy places the organism in Eukaryota, Fungi, Ascomycota, Leotiomycetes, Helotiales, Hyaloscyphaceae. The coding region runs from base 1 to 2817 and encodes 938 amino acids. Gene Ontology annotation, biological process: cytoplasmic stress granule assembly. Gene Ontology annotation, molecular function: RNA binding. The record is from RefSeq and is a predicted model, not a curated record.